This is a messenger RNA of Caenorhabditis angaria, 1070 nucleotides long. The record is from the annotation of a GenBank genome assembly. Lineage: Eukaryota; Metazoa; Nematoda; Chromadorea; Rhabditida; Rhabditidae.
AUGAAUGAUACGUUGCUGACUAAGAUUUGCAGUAUCUAUUGGCCGAUUACUUUUAUCAUUGGUAUUUCACUGAACACUGUUCUCUAUUGGCUAAUCUUCACGAAAACUACAAAAGUUUUCAAAUCGAUGAAAUAUUUCCUGGUCCCAUCAAACACUGCGCAAACUUUUAUCACCUUCAUCGGAUUCUUCUUCCAAGGCCGUCUGAUUUAUAACUCGCAAAGCUUGGCAACCCUCGGACAAGGCUGGUGUAGAUCCUUCGGGCCUGUGGCUUGUCUCUAUUCCUACAACUUGAUUUUGGUGGUGUUGAGUGUGGUGAUCAUGGUGAACUUGCAUACCUUGUAUUAUCGUAUGAUCUCGAUUUAUCACCAGGAUAAAUCGGCUGUUGCUAGGAGAAGUGGCGUGUUUGCCAUACAUUAUUUGUUUUCGAUAUGCUCUUUGGUUUGUUAUUUAGGCUGAACUUCAACAAGUAAAUAUUUUUGUAGAUUAUGAGUCAUAUAAGAUCUGGAGAUAUGAGCUCCGCUAGCAUGGCCUCGGUUUACAAUGAAACUAUCAAUGAACAUCCUGGCUAUGACUUUGAGGCUUUUGCGCCGUUUGGAGGAUAUCGAGAUGUUCACAGUGUUUGGAAUAAAAUAAUGACAUACUCCUAUGCAACAAUGGCAUUCUACGCGCCAAUUUUUGGAUUCUACUGUAGACAUCGCACGCUAAAAAUUCUUGAUCUACGCAUCAAUUCGCUUUCCGAAAAAACCAUAGCACAAUUCAAAUCUGUUGUGCAUGGCUUGACUUUGCAAGUGCUCCUUCCAUUGUUUAAUUAUGUGCCAGCGGCAGUUUUCAACACUUAUAAUCAGGGUCAUACAAAUGAUCCGUUUGUUUUUGCACAGUAUACGUUGACAAUCUUUUUCACGAUUCCUGCGAUUUUCGACCCGAUUUUGAAUAUUUAUUUCAUCAUUCCUUAUCGGAAUGCGAUUAAGAGAUUGGUGAAAUUCAAAAUUGUUAUACAAUCCACGUCAGCGCCGACCAGUGUUGCGAAACAGUCCUCGAUUAUCGUGACAAAGUCGACAAAAGUUGUUUGA